Messenger RNA from Colletotrichum siamense, 1317 nucleotides. RefSeq names its product N-acetylglucosamine-6-phosphate deacetylase (gene AMDHD2). Gene Ontology annotation, molecular function: N-acetylglucosamine-6-phosphate deacetylase activity. NCBI's taxonomy places the organism in Eukaryota, Fungi, Ascomycota, Sordariomycetes, Glomerellales, Glomerellaceae. The record is from RefSeq and is a predicted model, not a curated record. The coding region runs from base 1 to 1317 and encodes 438 amino acids. Gene Ontology annotation, biological process: N-acetylglucosamine catabolic process. The transcript has 3 exons.
AUGCCCAUCGCCAUUCCCAAGACGCCCAAGAAUGGCAUUACGAAAUUCACAAACUGCCGCCUCGUGAAAGGCGAUGCCCUGGUGCAGGAAGACAUCUGGGUCAGCUCCGUCACGGGCAAAAUCAUUCACAGCCAGGCGGCCUUCUUCGAUGACCUCCUCCUACCAGAUGAGACCGUCAACCUCGGCGGUCGCAUCAUGUCUCCCGGCAUGAUCGACUGCCAGCUCAACGGUGCCUUUGGCUUCAACUUUUCCACACUGCUCGAAGACAUGUCUCAGUACGGCAAAAAGGUCCGGGAGCUCAACAGGAAACUGGUGGCCACUGGCGUCACUUCCUACGUCCCAACGCUCACCAGUCAAAAACCCGAGCUUUACCAAAAUGCUCUCCCGUACCUGGGCCCAUCUGGCGGCUCACAAGUGGCCAAUGACGGUGCCGAGUCUCUCGGAGCCCACGUCGAAGGCCCGUUCCUGAACCCUACCAAGAACGGCAUCCACAACGUCGAUGUCCUGCAGCAGGCAGAGACAUUCGAUGAUCUAGUCGAAUGUUACGGCGCCGAGAACAUCGAGCCUAGCACCAACGGCGGCUCCAUUCCAAUUAAGAUGAUCACCGCCGCGCCAGAACGUGGGCGGAUGACACAAAUCAUUCCUGAGCUGCGGGAACGAGGCAUCAUCUACUCCAUCGGCCACUCGGAAGCGACGUACGAAGAGGCUUCGGCCGCGGUGGCAGCCGGAGCCACGAUGAUUACUCAUCUCUUCAACGCCAUGCGACCUCUUCACCACCGCAACCCAGGUGUCUUUGGUGUCCUGGGUAUUGCAGAGAGUCUGGCGAGGCCAUACUUUGGCAUCAUCUCCGACGGUAUUCAUCUGCACCCGACCACCAUUAAGAUUGCGUUCAACGCUCAUCCGGAUGGCUUCAUCCUGGUUACUGACGCCAUGCACAUGAUGGGUCUGGCCGACGGCUCGUACAAGUGGACGAAUGGACAAGACGUCAACAACAUUGUCAAGGUCGGAUCCACGCUGUUGUUGGAGGGCACCGACAAAAUUGCUGGAAGUGCCGUUACUCUGAUGGAGUGUGUCAACAACUUCCUGCGCUGGUCCGGCACCGGCAUUCCGAAGGCUUUGAAGGCUGUGACCGCGACCCCCGCAGAGAUGCUCGGCCUCAAAGGCAUCAAGGGCUCUUUGGAAGACGGAGCUGAUGCGGAUCUGGUCAUCUUCUCUGAAGAAGUAAGAGACGGCGCCACUCAGCUCGUAGUGGACGAGGUUUGGAAGGCGGGAACGAUGGUAUCGAGCCGGGAGGAGACCCAGUCGCCCAUUGCAUAG